Messenger RNA from Prorocentrum cordatum, 378 nucleotides. Lineage: Eukaryota; Dinophyceae; Prorocentrales; Prorocentraceae. The record is from the annotation of a GenBank genome assembly.
AUGAUCCUGCGCGCAACACACAGUACCCUCGCCCAGCUUCCGACACAUGGCGCACGGGGGCGCCGUCUUCCACGCGAGGCUCGCAUUUUUUUUUACUCCCCGGCCAGCGGCAGCUCGCAGCGCUCCUCCACACUGGUCGCCGUGACAUACUUGCUCUCCUCCUCUCCCGCUUCGAGUGAGACGCUUGUAUAUUAUCUGGAGUGCUCCUGUCUGACUAGCCGCUUGUGCCUCUCGGGCGAGCAGGAGUGCUUCAAGGCGAGCGGCACGAGCUUACAUAUAGAGUGCCAUCCUCAUUCAUGUGGGCCACUUAGGGCCAGCUGGCACCUGUGCCUCCUCGCAUGGAGCCGCGGACGGCCUUCCCGAGCGACCCUGCACCCC